CAUGCGCAUUGAAAGCUAAAUUAAUGGCGAACAUGUUUACAAAUUUGAAACUUCCAACAUAAAAUCAAAGCAAUGUAAUUUCCCUGUAAAGAUUGAAGAUUUCGUACGGUUAUUUUAAGUAUUUGUACAGAAUUGAUGAAACGAUCGUAAUUAAAAAGUUGAUACAGGUUAACGAGCAACCAUGCAGUACUAUGACAGUAAAUCUCAGCUGGAUGGGAGUGAAGUUGACUCCCAGUCGGCAUUUGAGAUGCACCAAUGGCCGUCCCACUAUACAUCGCAGGCCAGUAUGGCGAGUAUCACCCCCAGUUACAAGAGUUAUCUUUCCACGUACACACCAUCACAGGCGUCGUUCUUUGUGCUUCCUGUAACAGCAGAAGCGCCCAAUGAGAUGCAGCGGGCGCAAGAUAACUGGGGCUUCGCUUUCUGCUCCCUCUUCUGUAACCCAAUAUUUGGUAUCGCUGCAAUUCUUCUUGCUGAGAUGUCACGGGAUUUCUUCAAGAAGAAAAACUACAUUCAGGCAUCAAAAUACGGGUCCUACGCAAAGGGUACAGCAUUGGGCGGAAUUAUUGUCACCAUCGUCGUUUUAGUGCUGAUUAUAGCGCAAGUUUUACAUUAUAGACUCAAAUUUAACUACUAGCAGACAGUACAGGCAGAUUGUACUGCUAGUCUUUGGAAACUGUUGUUUAACAAGGCAAGAAAAUACUGUACAGUUUAAUACUGUGUGCAGACACUUCAAGCGAAUUACAGUUACAUAAUGUAAAAUCAUUUAAUUUCAUCGGCAUGAAAUUUCGUGGUUUUGGUCAAAACGGCAACUUCGUGGGGAUAUGAAUUCGUGGAUUUCAGCUUUUGAACAUAAAAUUAAUGGGAAUUUUACUUCGUUGGUAUUAAAUUUUGUGGAUUGACUCGAGCACGAAAUCCAUGAAAAUUAGUUCCCCACAAAUAAUGAUUUCACAGUAGUCUUUAGUUAUAUUUUCUGUGAUGCUGAAAUUCACUAUAAUUACCAGUGCACAUACUAGUUUUAUAUAAAAUAAUAUACUGAUGAAUCUUGUAAAAAGAAGUCUUUGGUUUUAUUCAGUAAAAGUAACAUUCUGCCAAAGAAAAAUGUUCUCUUAGGAUUUUUGUUUUUAAAGCUCCAUAUUUAGAGAUGUUUAACUGUAGUAUCAUAUGUUUUGAGUAACUGCUGAAAUUUUUUUUUUUUUUUAUCAACUAAAUGAGACAAAAAGGGGGAAAGAAAAAUAUGAAUUAUGGAUAUCUGCCACUAUACCAUAAAUAGUUUAAUAGAAAAGUUUUGAUCCAGUAUGUUUGUUGAAAUUAAAUGACAAUUAUGCCCCGUCUAUGUCUGUCAACCUGACCACCUCUGAUAGUAUUUUCAGUGUACGGUACUUUCUUGUUUUUGUGCCAUUUGUACAUAUAAAUCAUUACAAAUUUUAAUCUUGUAUCAUAAUUAUGGCUGUUUUACAAACAGAAUGAAAGUGUUCAUAUGUGAUUUUAUGAUUGUGUGUACAUUUAUUUUUAUAUAUGUGUAAUGUUAUUAGAUAACAAAUUGAUUAUUGUGUCGGACAUCCUGAAAUCAUGACACUAUAGAAGUAAUUCAGCUCAGACAAAUUGCUUAACCUAUAUGUGUUAAUUGAUUUAAUGAAGUGCUAAAUCGAAGUUGACAUUCCAUUUUGAACUUUAGACAGCAUUAUGUUAUGUCUAGUUUUUAACUGUAUUUAAAAUUGCAUUUUAACAGUCAUUUUAGGAUUGGCUUUCUUCUGAGAAGCUGCACCUUGGCUUGUUUCCUUAUUUGAUAACAUUUCAUUUUAUUUAAACUUCGUCACUCAUGAGAAUACUAUUUUGAAGCUCACUCGAUGAAAUAAAAUUUCAUCUUACACAAAAACAAACAAAUAUUCUCUCUGUAAUUAGUCAGUGAAAAGAAUUAUUCUCUCAGAAUGGGUUUAUUUUUGUUGCUUCACAGACUUCUUUGUCAAGCUUGCAAUUUUCAGCUGUUUGAAUUGGUAUUUAAGGGCUCUGAAUGUUGAAACAGACUUUUAAUAGUAUUGCUCAUUUCAGUUUGUAAAUGUAGACCUUGUAGAUGGUUAGAAACUUUUCACUACAGCUCAAGGAAACUGGCAGGGAAAACAUUUUUUUGUCUACUUUAUCUCAACAAGUGCAAUUUAAAUGAGAAAAUUUUUAAACUCAUAUAAAUGGAUGAGCAUUCGGCUAAAAGAGGAUUUUGAACUCUUUUUGUAAAAAUCAACCCAGUUUCAGCUGUGUAAAGCUUUUUUUUUCAUGUCAGUAGUUUAUGUAUUGUUUAUUAGCUCAUCUGUUUUUUUGAAAAAAAAUGAUGAGUUAUUGUCAUCACUUGAGCGGUUGUCGGCAUCGGCGUCGGCUGGUUAAGUUUUAUGUUUAGGUCAGCUUUUCUCCUAAACUAUCAAAGCUAUUGCUUUGAAACUUGGAAUACUUGUUCACCAUCAUAAGCUGACCCUGUAUAGCAAGAAACAUAACUCCAUCUUGCUUUUUGCAAGAUUUAUGGCCCCUUUUGUACUUAGAAAAUAUCAGAUUUCUUGGUUAAGUUUUAUGUUUAGGUCAACUUUUCUCCUAAACUAUCAAAGCUAUUGCUUUGAAACUUGGAAUACUUGUUUACCAUCAUAAGCAGACCAUGUACAUCAAGAAACAUAACUCCAUCUUGCUUUUUGCAAGAAUUAUUGCCCCUUUUGGACUUAGAAAAUCAGUUUUCUUGGUUAAGUUUUAUGUUUAGGUCAGCUUUUAUCCUAAACUAUCAAAGCUUUUGCUUUAAAACUUGCAACACUUGUUCACCAUCAUAAGCUGACCCUGUACAUCAAGAAACAUAACUCCAUUCUGCUUUUUGCAAGAUUUAUGGCCCCUUUUGGACUUAGAAAAUAUCAGAUUUCUUGGUUAAGUUUUAUGUUUAGGUGAACUUUUUCACUUAAACUAUCAAAGCUAUUGCUUUGAAACUUGCAACACUUGUUCACUAUCAUAAGCUGACCCUGUACAGCAAGCAACAUAACUCCAUCCUGCUUUUUGCAAUAUUUAUUGCCCCUUUUGGACUUAGAAAAUCAUUUUCUUGGUUGAGUAUUAUGUUUAAGUAUACUUUUCUCAUAAACUAUCAAAGCUAUUGCUUUAAAACUUGCAACAGUUUUUCACCAUCAUUAGUGGACACUGUACAUCAAGAAACAUAACUCUAUCCUGCUUUUUGCAAGAAUGAUGGCCCUUUUUAGACUUAGAAAAUCAUGGGUAGGACAAUAUUUCUAUUAUACAAAAAAAAUCAGAUGAGCGUCAGCACCCGCAAGGCGGUGCUCUUGUUUUUUUAUUAGUUGCUAUGCAGUAGCAAUGGUAACUCUCCAAACUUAUAAACUCAGUGGUGGGGAAUUAAGGAACUGUCUGAAUUAUUUUAAUAACGCUAGUAAGCUGGGGUCAGAGGUUAGCAGGUUUGACUUCAGUGCUAGCAACCAAAGACGAGCUAGUUUGGUUUGUAUAUCUGGACCAGUGUUCAGUUCUGGGUGGUAUACUUAAACUGGUACUGUUUCCACCAGUAUCGGCCUAGACUGGAUGCUGCCAGGGGAGGUAAAUUUAUGACACCUGUUGUGGUCUCGACUUGAAACAGGUUGUUGCUUCUAUUCAAGGUGUUAACUUGUAUCUACGCCCACAUUGAAUGAGAAACUUUAACUGGUAGCAUUUUUUCUUGAAAAGCUAUACUUAUUAUGUGUUUUGUAUAUUUUCAACCAUUCUUUAAAAAUACAGUUUUAACUGUGUUUUUGAUAUAGUGGAACCUAGAUAACAAUUUACUUUGAGUCUUUAGGAUAAAUGAUUAUGUUGUUGUUCAGCAAAUAUAAAGUGAAAGCUCCUUUCCAUUUCAUCCUGCAAUCUACAAGCUUGAGUCUAGGAUUUCAAAGAAUUGUACAUGUUGUAAUUUGAAACUUUUACUAGAUCAGUGCUAACAAUUAUACACUUGAAUAGUACAGAUACUAAAUUAUGACUUUUAGGUGAAAGAAUCUGCACUGAAUGCAGUAAUAUGAAUUUUUUUACAGACAACCAUUUUUUAAAGGGCACAAAAGAUGAAUUAAGUUCACGGUAUCAUUAUUAUUAUUUCAAUAAGGGCACAAGAAUUGCCUCUCGGAUUUUGUGCAUUUUCUUUGUUGUUUCUUUCAUUAUUCAUUUGGAGAGUGUCUACAUUUGUUGUUAAAACACUUUCGUGGGCACAGAUUUUUCGUCGUUUUGGCAAAGUGCCUUAUUUCAUUGGACAUAAAUGUAUGGAUUUUGGCACUUGAAGAUAAAAUGAAAUGGAAAUUUUCAUGUUUAUUUGGAUUUAAUUUCAUGGAUAGACUGGACCACAAAAUCCACGAAAAUUAAGGCACCACGAAUAUCAGCCAUGACCUAUGUCACAGUGUAUAGAAUAAUCAAUAUCGAAACCAAUAUUAACAAGUGUAAUCAAGAAGUCAGAUACAUGUAUAAGCAGUCUUGCAGGAGAUUUGUUUAAAUAACUUCUUAAAAAUGUAUUACUGAAUUUCCUUUUUACAUGUAUUUGGAUAUUUUUACUGACAAUUUUAUUUUGUAGACAUCAACAUUUUCAUUCAUUCAAUCAGUUGUGUAAUUUGUUCACACCUGAUGUAAAGUGUAUAAUCUUUGGCCUGCUCUCAUUUUUUGCCAGGAAUUAAGACAAAACAUUUCAUUCACAAAAGCCUAAUAACUAAGCUGGAUAUUCAAGAUUACAAAACAAAAUGUAAGCUAAAUGAAAUCUUCCACAGCUUUAAUGUGUAUUUUAUCACAGUGUGCUGCUGUUAUUUUAUUUCUAAUCUGGUUUCUCUUAUAAUACCUGGAGACCAACAUAAAUAAAAUAAAAAAUAAAGUUUGUUCGAAGUACUUUGGCAAAGGGAGGCAGCUGUCACUAUGUAGUCUUCAGAAAUAAUUACAGGUCAGUUUGGUCCAUCCUUGUGGCUAUGUCCCAGGCUACCCAACUGGUAGAAAGUUAGACAGUCAUGCAUAUGUUUAAGAUUUAAGAAAACUAUAGGGGGUAAUGGUUUGCAUAAACAUUUCAUUUAGAAAUGAAAUAUCUUUACUCCUUGUAUUCACAUUUUAAAGAAAACUUCUUUUUUUAAAAACUUACUCAAGAGAGACAAUCGGUAAAGAACAACUGAUUUGUUGAAAUCAACAUUACUGGGCAUUAGUACACUAAAUUUCUUUCCAGUCUAAUUUUUUUUCUUGUAUAUAUUUGUACAUUAUGAAUUACAUAUCAGAGGACUUACUCAUUACAUAUGACAUGCAAUCAAUGAUGCCUGUACAUAUGGCAUAUUCGAUGACUUUCUCAUUGUCUUCACAAAUCCAGCUGAGUAUAUACAUAUUUGUUAUGACUUAAGACACCAAAUAUUUGCUGAUGUUAGACAAGUUUGAAGCAUCUUAUUAAAUCUUUCUUUAGUAGUGUAGCCUUUCACCAAACAAUUAUAAUUAGAAACUAAAUAUUUAGUUAAGAGUAACGGUGACAUUGUAAACAUUAGUCAGUGAUUUUGUAUUCUAUUCAGAUUUAUGUGUAUUAUACACUGGUAGCAUUUUUUGUGUAGUCAUUCCAUUUUGUAUAUGUCAUACAUCGUUAGAAACGUUCUUGUACAAAUUAAAGGACUACGGUAUUUUUACACAUUUUUAUACAAACUAAAUACAUAUCAACUAUUAUAAAUCAUUCCUUGUAAAAUAAAAAUAUAAAGAAUUCAAA
Messenger RNA from Mercenaria mercenaria, 5707 nucleotides. RefSeq lists its product as uncharacterized. The record is from RefSeq and is a predicted model, not a curated record. Gene Ontology annotation, cellular component: membrane. The transcript is spliced from 3 exons. NCBI's taxonomy places the organism in Eukaryota, Metazoa, Mollusca, Bivalvia, Venerida, Veneridae. Bases 182 to 637 code for a protein of 151 amino acids.